Molecule: messenger RNA, 1476 nt
Organism: Aspergillus puulaauensis
Lineage: Eukaryota; Fungi; Ascomycota; Eurotiomycetes; Eurotiales; Aspergillaceae
Product: NAD-dependent succinate-semialdehyde dehydrogenase
Exons: 5
Coding region: 1-1476 (491 amino acids)
Molecular function (GO): succinate-semialdehyde dehydrogenase (NAD+) activity
Source: RefSeq, a predicted model, not a curated record
AUGGGAUCCACUUACCACGAAGCUGCUCUCGCAAAGCUCAACGAUCGCUCACUCUUCAUAACCGAUGCCUUCAUCGACGGAAAAUGGGUCAGCAAAAGUCAGAAAUUCAAUGUCUACGAACCCUCAACAGGCACAGUCCUGGGCCAAGUCAGUGACUGCGACCUUCAGGAUUUCCAACGUGCCAUACAAAGCGCCCACGAUAUUCAAGACACCUUCUCCACAACUACAGGUGCCGCUCGCGGGGCUCUCCUUCGGAAAUGGUGUGACUUGAUUCUAUCAAACAAGGAAGACCUUGCCACAAUCCUAUGUCUCGAAAACGGCAAGACAUACGCCGAAGCCGCAGGCGAAGUCUCAUACGCCGCGAGUUUCAUCUCCUGGUUCGCCGAAGAAGCCACCCGGGCCUACGGGAUGACAAUCCCUUCUUCCACCCCUCGAACGACCCUAAUGACCCUCCGCGAACCUAUCGGCGUAUGCGGAAUCAUCACACCGUGGAACUUCCCUGCCGCCAUGAUAACACGCAAAGUCGGACCAGCACUCGCAGCCGGGUGCUCGGUCGUCAUCAAACCCCCGAGUGAAACACCAUACACCUGCCUCGCGUUGACCAAAUUAGCAGUACAGGCCGGGAUUCCUCCGGCGCUUAUUCAGGUCUGUCCGACCAAGAACCGACAGGCGGCCACGGAACUCGCGACGAAUCCGCUCGUUCGCAAGAUUAGUUUCACGGGGUCGACGGGGGUAGGCAAGAUGUUGGCGAAACUUGCAUCGGGCACAUUGAAGCGCGUGAGUCUUGAACUUGGUGGGAAUGCGCCGUUUAUUGUUUUUGAUGACGCGGACGUGGAUCUUGCGGUCGAGGGGGCCAUGUUCUGCAAGUUCCGGUGCUCGGGGCAGACGUGUGUUUGUGCCAACCGAUUAUAUGUCCAGAAGGGCAUCGCAGAGAAGUUCACGGCCAAACUCAUUGAACGAGUCGCAGCCCUCAAGCCGGGUCCUGGUCUGGACCUAUCCACUACGCAAGGACCACUUGUGAAUAAAGCCGCCGUUGAAAAGGUCGCGGAGCAUAUAUCAGAUGCAGUCUCCAAAGGAGCAAAGGUCGAAGUUGGCGGGAAUGCCGUUCUUGCUUCUGGAUUCCUCUUCCAGCCCACUGUGGUCUCCGGCGUCCGCCCAGAUAUGGUAGUGAGCAGGGAAGAGACUUUCGGGCCACUUGCUCCCAUCAUUGAGUUUGGCAGCGAGGAUGAGGCAGUUCAGCUGGCCAACAACACCGAGUUUGGCCUUGCGGGGUAUUUCUUUUCGAGGGACGUGGGCAGGGUCAUGCGUGUUGCUCAGAAGCUGCAGGUUGGCAUGGUUGGAGUGAAUACUGGCAAGAUCAGUGCUGCUGAAGCGCCUUUUGGAGGAGUCAAGGAAAGUGGCUAUGGUGUAGAGGGGAGCGCUCUGGGGCUGGCAGAGUAUCAGAACAUCAAGAGCAUAACGCUGGGGAACUGGUGA